Messenger RNA from Bombyx mandarina (wild silkworm), 1854 nucleotides. RefSeq lists its product as uncharacterized. Gene Ontology annotation, cellular component: plasma membrane. NCBI's taxonomy places the organism in Eukaryota, Metazoa, Arthropoda, Insecta, Lepidoptera, Bombycidae. Gene Ontology annotation, biological process: amino acid import across plasma membrane; nitrogen compound transport; sodium ion transmembrane transport. Gene Ontology annotation, molecular function: amino acid:sodium symporter activity. The record is from RefSeq and is a predicted model, not a curated record.
AUGCCGCUUCCAAGCACUGUUUUGGAUUUCACUUCAAGCGUGUCCAUUUUUUCGGAUAAAAGAGAUUACGCAUUCGACAACCGCCUCCGAUGGAACAGUAUAAAGACAUUUAUUUACUUAGCUUGCACAUAUUCAGGUUCGACAUACAAUUUCGAUUUAUUCUCCAAAAUUUGCGAAAAAGUGAGAAUAUAUGAAUUCGUUUUGUGCGAAGUGACGAUAGGCAUGCCUUAUUUGUUCAUGGAUAGUUUUAUUAAGCAAUACACGAAAAAAAAUGAUUGCAACAAACACUUGAAUCCGCUUCUACGGGGGAUAAGCUUCGGUUUGUUCCUACAAACUGCACUAUGGACAUUAUUAAACGCGGCGUACUUAGCGGACUCAAUGCGCUACCUAAUCUACAGCUUACAAGAAUACCCGUUGUGGACGAGAUGCCAAAAAGCGGAACAUUGUAUUCCGGUCCAAGACGUUAUAUCGAGAUGCCGCGAGAACAAUGUCACCAAGUUUUCCGUUACAUCAGCUCAUCUCAACUACAUGGAGACAUUUUCACAAGUUGACAGACACGUGUUGACUACGAAAUUGUUCAUAAUGGCAUUAGUCUGGAUAUUCAAUUUCUUUUUCUCUACCAUUCAAACCGAUUUAUUGAUUAAGUUGUUUCGUUUGACAGCUAUGUUUAGAUUAUUUUCAACACUUAUAACUGUUUUGUUUAUCGUGAUGACAACGAAGUCAUACGCUGCGACAGCUUUUGUACAAAUAUUGGAUAUAAAGGCACCUCACUCGUACACAUUAUCUAUAGAUCACAUUUCAUACACGUUUGGAAUUGGAUUUUUGGGACUGUAUGACUACGGGUCCGUGUCGCCUUAUACGAUGGUCGAUAAUGCUGUAGUCGCUUUUACGGUAGCAUUCACGACAUCCGCUUUAGUUCGAGCGUGGAUCGUGAGAAUAUUGUAUUUGGCCUUGAAAAGUUGCGUAGAAGUGGAAGAUUCUGUGAACCCGCAUUAUCUUGUAUUCGCUAUUUUACCUAUGAGCACUGAAUUUCUUCACACGCACAAAUUGUAUACGUUCUACAUAUAUUUUAACAUCAUGUUCGCUUCGAUGGCGUACCUCACGAUGUUGACGACAACCAUGUCUAAGCUAUUACAGAGCGAAUUCAGAUCCGUUAAAAACAUUUACAUUAUUGGGAUUCUUUGUUUUCUUGGAUUCAGUUUGUCCCUUCCAAUAAUAGUGUCCGUGAAAACAGCGGGUCCAAUAAAAGGUCUGUUAUCUGGAUUGAGAGCUACCGUUCUAUAUCUGGGUGGCUUCAGAGUGGCCGUAGUCAUGUGGGUGUACGGGGUACAGAGAUUUUCGACCGAUAUACAUUUCUGGCUCGGCUUCAAGCCAACUAAGUUUUGGACAAUGUGCUGGACGUUGUUGCCUAUAGUGUUAUUGAUGUUUUUGAUACAAAAAAUCUAUCUUUUAACUCAAGUGACAGAUUUCAGUCACAACGUAUCGGCGGUUUUGUGGAUUGUAAUAUCGCUGACGACCGUGGGGUUUUUUCAGAUCAAGACACUAGCGAGAUAUCUCGUUCGGAAUAAUUUGGCAGCAGUUUUCAAUUCCAAUAAAAGAUACGGACCGCCUGAUGCGGAAGAUCGUAGAAAAAGGGAAAACUACGACGAAACAAUAAGUCAUCGACAGUGUAAACACAACUGUAAUAUCUUGGACGACGUCAUCGAUUGUGAUCAUAUGCCAAUUAUGGUGAAGACAAAGUCCACUACAUCAUUGUCAAGCUUAGAUAGGUCUAUGACAAAUAUUUAUGAAGCCGAUCCUUUGAAUACAUUAACGACUUCUAGUGGUUGGUUCAAAGCAGAGUCAGACAACUGA